AUGGAGGAGAAACCACCAGUACGGAAGAUGAAAUUUGCUCCAAAAGCUCCCCCCAAACGUGUGCCAAAACCGGAAGUUAAACCUGAAGUGGUUGAGAAUGAUAAUACUAGUGCACAGGCUACGGAGUUGCUACGCAGAGUCACUGAAAGAUCAUUGCGUAGGCCGAAAGGGGACAAGAAAGUUUCUGCUUCCCAAGUUGCUUGGAUGGGAGGUGUGGUAAAUUCCACGAGAUCAAAUAAGUAUCACGAUUCAGCUGGUGCUUAUGGCUCAAACACUACGCAGGAGAUAGAGUACAAAGAACCAUGGGAUUAUUACAGUUAUUACCCAAUCACACUUCCGUUGAGAACACCCUACGCAGGGGAUCCAGAGCUUCUUGACGUGGAGGAAUUUAUGCAGGCUGCGGGAAAUCAUGAAGAGUCACUCAACACAGCCGCUAAUCUCGGUCUGAUGGAAGAUAGUGGAGAACAGAAAAUGCUACUUAUGAGGUUACCUUCCGUUCCUUUGGUAAAUCAAUCAGCAGCAAGAACAGAAAAUGAUUUAAAGGCCACUUUGCCAGAAGGUUUCAUGGGGAAACUCCUAAUCUACAAAAGUGGUGCUGUCAAGAUGAAACUCGGUGAAGUGCUUUAUGAUGUUAGCCCAGGAUUGAAGAGCGAGUUUGCACAAGAUGUGAUGGUUGUCGACUCAAGUGAGAAGAAGUGCUGUCUGGUUGGAGAUGUGUACAGGCAUGCAGUUUUGACUCCUGAUAUUGAUUCAAUCUUGAAAGAUAUCGACAAUAUGUGA
This is a messenger RNA of Thlaspi arvense, 780 nucleotides long. NCBI's taxonomy places the organism in Eukaryota, Viridiplantae, Streptophyta, Magnoliopsida, Brassicales, Brassicaceae. The record is from the annotation of a GenBank genome assembly.